AUGCCAUUGGCUCCGACGUUGUGCAAGAACAAGAAGAGGUUGUCGAAGCAGCUGUCCAUGUGUGAAACCCCGCGUGACAUUGCAUGGGAGAAGCGGCGGCGCCAGAUUCUGAGGCAAGAGCGGAGAAAAACGAAUGACAGUAAUGAUUCGGACCAGUCCUUGACUGAUGAAGACUUGCAUGAGUUGAAAGGAUGCAUUGAGCUUGGUUUUGGAUUCAACGAAGAAGAGGGUCAGCAAUUAACCAACACAUUGCCGGCUUUGGACCUUUAUUUCGCAGUCAACCGUCAGCUUUCUAUCAGCCCCGUCUCAACCCCGCAAAGCGGCCGACAUUCCACCUCCUCACUCGGUGGUCGUUCUUCCUCAUUCGGUAGCCCAAGGAGCGAUUCAGAUUCUUGGAAAAUUUGUAGCCCAGGGGACAAUCCUCAGCAGGUGAAGACGAAGUUGAGACAUUGGGCACAAGCUGUGGCAUGUUCUCUGAUGCAAUCUUCCCAAAGUGACAUUCCAUGA
Messenger RNA from Pistacia vera, 507 nucleotides. RefSeq lists its product as uncharacterized. The record is from RefSeq and is a predicted model, not a curated record. Lineage: Eukaryota; Viridiplantae; Streptophyta; Magnoliopsida; Sapindales; Anacardiaceae. Bases 1 to 507 code for a protein of 168 amino acids. The transcript is spliced from 2 exons.